Miscanthus lutarioriparius is the source of this 606-nucleotide messenger RNA. The record is from the annotation of a GenBank genome assembly. NCBI's taxonomy places the organism in Eukaryota, Viridiplantae, Streptophyta, Magnoliopsida, Poales, Poaceae.
AUGAUGGGGGAGGCUUCCGAGGCCGCCGUGGCGCUCCACGCAGGAGGGGAGGACGGCUGCGCCUGCGCCACCGGAGGUUGUUGGGUAUCCGGGAGUACAGGGUCGUCGGGGAUCGGGACGGCGUCCGCCAGCGGGUCGUCGUCUUCGCUCUUCUCAUCGACGACGACGUGGAGCGUGGGUGACGGAGAGGAGGACGGAGACGGCGCGACGUCGUCGUCCCGACCGGUGGGUCGUCGUCACUUCUCGUCCUUGUCUUCAUUGUCCUCCUCGACGUCGUCAGAGUCGGAAGCGUCGCAGAUGAACGGGGCCGCCGGCGGGCCGCUCUACGGGAUGUUGACGAUGCAGGAUCAUCUCCCGGCUCUCAGAACAGGGCUAUCUAAGUACUACCAGGGGAGGUCCGAGUCCUUCACAUCGCUAGCCGAUGUCAUCUGCGUGGAGGACCUCGCAAAGAAGACCACCCCGUACAUCAGGAGGCCGAAGGCGUCCAGACGUCACGCUGCAACGCUGGGUGUGAAGAACAGGUUGUCAAAGACAGUAGCAAAGAAAGAGCCGAGGGGGAGGAAACUAGCUGCGUCUGAAUGCCAGGGCAAGCUGUACAGAUGCUAG